Molecule: messenger RNA, 1327 nt
Organism: Cicer arietinum (chickpea)
Lineage: Eukaryota; Viridiplantae; Streptophyta; Magnoliopsida; Fabales; Fabaceae
Source: RefSeq, a predicted model, not a curated record
GAUACUCCAAUGUUACACUAUUUUAUCACAGGAAAAGAAGGCUGCUUCUAUGGUGCACAUUGCACAUGUACAACAUGUGGUCCAUACUCCUUAUUGGAUCAGUAUUAUUCACCAUUGGAAUCGUCUAAUUAGUACAUAAAUACCAUAUAAAUACCAUGUACCCACCACAUACAAUCAUUUUCCUAAGCUCCACCGAGGGCCCUAGUGCAACCAGAACAUUCAUAUUUACCCCUAAAUUUUUAGCAAAGAUUAAUAUUAGAUUUGUCCUUUUCUCUCUCCACCGCGAAUCUCUCCCCCCGCCACCACACUUCUCCAAUAAUCUUCUCUGGCGACCUUCCUCCUCCUCUCCACGACAACUUUUUGUCAUUUGCUCCGCCCUCAGCCCCACCAUCAACCCUUCUCCGUCGUGGAUUACCUUGCAACUGCGGUUUUUCUCUCCUUGUACUGUAUGGCCCCUUCUUUCUCCGACGAAUUUCCCGGCGACAUUCUUCCUCUCCUUAAUCUCCACAAUGCAUGUACAAAAAAUGAUGAAACCUGGUGGAUUUAUGGCAAAGAUUCACAUAUCUAUAGUGGUCGGAGAUGAUGAAGAUUCACAGGAAAAAGUCAAAAGAAGAAGGAACUGUUUGUGCAAACAGGGGUGGGAGAAUUGGAAAAGUUUAAUCCUGUGUGGAAAGUACAUAAUAGAUUCAGUGGAUUUGUUUUGAUCCAAGGGUAAAUAAUGGUGGUCCACUGUGAACCAUAUGUUAUACUUGUCCUUGUCCACCUAGAAAACCUAGGAACAGGGCUUGUUCAAUUUUAUUUUAUUUUGUUAUUAUAUUAAGGUAAACAAUGUAGAACUAAAAUACUUAAUAGUUUGUUAUAAAAUAUUAUUUAGGUAUAAGUCAACCUAUCGGAAAAUAAUUUAUUCCUUUUGACGUAAAAUAUUCAUACUUAUAUAUUUUUCUUUAUUCAUACAAAAAUCUUUUGACAAGUUUUUUAUCAGCAAUUUUAAAUCGUUUCCAAAUGAUACUUUUUUUCGAUAUAAUUUGAAUAAUACUUUUUAUAGUUCAAUUUUGUAAUAAUAAAAACAUAUUAAAGAUUCUAUAUUUUUUUAGUAUAAUUACUAUAUAAAUCAAAUAUUUUAAAACAUCCUGUGAUUGAGAUUCGCUCUCACUUGUAAAUAAAUUAAAUCUUAAUUUAAAUAAACUUAGGAAGUUCAAGAUUAAUUUAUUUAUAAUUUAUUCAUGACAUAAUCUUAAUCUUUCGGCGUGUUUAUGUGACUGUGGAUCCAAAGUACUGGGUCCUACGGAAAUUAUCAAUCUUUCUUGACAAGGUGUUUCAUGAAACA